Messenger RNA from Cladocopium goreaui, 3232 nucleotides. Lineage: Eukaryota; Dinophyceae; Suessiales; Symbiodiniaceae. The record is from the annotation of a GenBank genome assembly.
CGUUCCGAGGGUGAAAGAGACUGUUGGGAUGAGUCGGCGCUUGCAGUGUGCUUGUCACGAAUCAGAGCGCUUCCUGUGUGGAAACGAAUACUGUCACUUGUUGACAUUGAUGCUUUUGCUUGUGUGCAAUUUUGUCUAUGGUUUGAGCCCAUGCAUGCUUGCAAUUUUGGUUGCUUUCAGUGUCAGUUUGUAUCGCGCAAAACACUGCAAUCGCAAAGCAUAUCUCAUCCCUUGUCGUCGGGUGGGAAGAACCAGAGUACCCAUGGUGCGGAAACGAAGAUGUCGAAACAGGAAGUCCUUGAAGACUACCAGCUUUGUGGCAUGUUGCAACCUUUGUUUUUCGAUAUUUUUUGAGCGUGGUAACAUCAGAACCUUCCUGAGCUCAGUGUUUACUCAUAGUCUUACUUCAAUGCAACUGAUGUUGGAACAUCGCAUUUUCUUGGUGGUUCACCUCUCCAUGUUUUGUCUCUUCACUUUCUGUGUUUGGCAUAUCUCGAAGCAUAUGAGAAAUCGACUCAUGCACGCCUUGUGUGGAAAUGGAAAGAAUCAAGGCCGUGGACAGAAUGCAGGGCGACAGAAUUUCAAAGGAAAAGGUCGUGGCAAGCACGCACAAGAACCUUCUCAACCAUCGAAUCCUUUGACAACUCUCCAAGUGGAACAACAGAUUCUUCAAGAUGCGGCUGAAAGACAAUAUAAAGCAAAGGUCCGCGAAGCCCUUCCGGAAGCAGCUUGGAUCAAAAAUGCCGCAGUCCUGGUACCAGGUGAGUGGACGGCGCGUGCAUGCCAUCCUCAUGAGUUGACGGCAGCCGGAGGUGUCAGCUAUGUUGGAAAGGAAUUGGUUCCUGAUGUUUUACGUCGCAUAGGGUAUACACAAGCACCAUGCGCCAUAGUCACCACGCAGCCGGCAAAGGAGUUGGGGAUUCCCUAUCCCAGUGUCGAUGUCAGAUGCUCUUUAGAAGUCUCAAAUCAAGAAGGAUCCAGGGAAAUCGUUGAAGUCAACAAGUUUUUAACACAGAUAGGAUACGGAAGUCCCGUAGAGUUGGCCACAACAGGACCUUGCAUCGUAGCUCCGAGAACCAUGCACAAAUGUGUUGCCAGAUUCGAUCUUCCAACAGGACUCCCAGAAGGUGAACUCACUGGAAGAAUCGUUGCUGAAGCCGUCAGCAAGCAUAUCAAUCCAGCAUAUUUCGUUGAUGUGAAUGCCAGACAGGACAAUACGGCUACGUUGAUGGUCCAAGAUGUAGCCGUACAUGAUUUGCUCAGAGCGAGCGGGCAGGAUCAUGUUUACUUUCGUUUGCAUUCAACUGACCCAGAUGCUGAUACGCUUGAGAUCAUUUGGCUUCCUGAACAAAUCCCGCACAGUGAUGCUUUGCAACUCGUGGCAAAAGAAAAGACUUUUGGACUGGCUCUCAAACGGGGUGCCAAUGGUCCCCGAUAUGGUCUCCGUUUCAAUACAACUGAAGCUAUGAACGCAUAUGCAGUCAAAUACAGCAAGGGUGAGAAGCACAAAUGGGGUCGUUUCCGAGCCAGCAACAUCCCGUCCUCCGUUGGAUUGCGGGGACUACAUGAUAUGCUAUCACCCCUAGGAUGGACAAUUGAAGAGAUCGAAUUUUUCGGAGACACAGGAGCCGUGUUUUUGGCCAGUGGAAGAGGUGAACACGAUCAAAUGCACUUUGUCGAUCACAACAAGAGGAAGAUUCCGGUCAUGAUCAAAGCACUGAAUUCACGUGCCAGAGAUAUGACCAAAGAUCAUGCCCAAGCCGCUGCAGCCAAGGCCAAAACAGCCCCCAAACCUGCCGCAUCUGCAUCCGGGAAUGAGCGAGCUCAAGUUCAAAAAGCUCUAUUUACCAAAAGAUCAGAUCCUGGCAAGACUGGAGAGACACCACCCCCGAAGCAAGCCAAACCGGGGGAGCUUUCAGAAUCAGAAUAUCUUCAGGAAAUCACGUCCUUUGGUCAGUGGCACAAUGCUGCACAGAACGAUCGCACACCCACGUGCUUAAUUGGUCGGGCUUAUGCAGAUGACAUCAGCGGUGAAUGUUCAGCCGAAGAUCCAGCGGAACUCUUGCAACAGACCAAAAAUUUCCAUGACAUUGUUACAUCAUAUCAGCAGUGUGGACUUGGAGAUAUCAGCAUGAAGAAAACUUUCACCUUCGGUGACCAAUCACUGCGACAAGCCGUCGUUGCAGAUGGCACGGGCCAUCCAGGUCUACAGCUCACACCAGAGGAAGCAUGGAUGAAACUUGCAGUGCUGCGAAGAAUGCUAGCGGGCGGUUUGCUCACGCAAUCAAGAACAGUCAACAUUGCGUUCGCAGUUGUGGCGGCAACCAGACUGGAUUUAGUUGCUGACAUUGGUGUUCUUCAGAGCUACGUCACAAAGUCCAAGGUCAAGCAUCUCAAAGCAGCCAAUUUGGUUGUGCAGAAGGCCAAGGAUCCCAAGUUCAGAGAUUUGGGUUUGGUCUAUCAAAAGUUCAGGCCGGACUCAAAGUGGCGUUUGGCUUGUGUUCAUGGUGCCAGUGCGCCAUCCAAACUGCGCGACUAUGCACAGGAAGGAGCUUUGGUUUUGCUGAUUGAAGAUAGACUUCCAGAGACGGCAGACUAUGACAUUGAUGGUGAAAAGAUUCUGAAGAGACCUUUGGUGGCCGUGCUCAUGUUCUUUGGAGUCAAGGCUCCAAAUCAAAGCGGAUAUCGUAUUCGACGUCACAUGGUGAGAAAACACAUCAUCUGUGGCAGGCGACUUCCAAAACUGGAGAUUGACGAUGAGACGAACUUAGAGUAUGAAGAUACGCAGAUCACUCAAGCGCUGCUUCUGGCCUCGCAUUGCUUGCCCUGGCAGCCCACGCGCAACGCCGCAAGCUGCGAGACGCGGCGCUUGCUGCGGCCGGUGGCGGGGCUGAAGGAGGGUGUACAGCUGCCAAAAGGAGUGGAGGAGGAACUUCGUGAAAGCAUCGACAGGAAGGCGUGGCUCCCUACCGCGGGAGCUACUGCUGAGCCGCGAAGAUGGUGGGGAUCUGCCACCCCAGCAGCGGUGGAUCUUCGAAAAAACGCUGCAGCAUCACACGGCCGACGCCUGGAUGCAGAGGGUGGAAGCCUUGGACAAGGCGGAAGGUUGUUCCAUCUGCUUGGAGGACAUGGCUGUGGCUUCGGAGGCCGUGAGGCAGCUUCUUGUGACCUUCUGGGUGCGAUCAAUUUUCAAGUAGAGUUCCUCCCCAUUUUUGAACUGGGGCCGGCGUAA